GGGUUCUUUCGGCGUCAUCGGGGCGCGCCGGGAGGCGGCGCCUGUCCUUGGGAAUGUCAGCUCGGAAGCGGCGGCAGCAGCAGGAGGGGCAGCCGCGGGCACUGGCACUGGCACUGGCACGUGGGCGCCUGCGGGGCUGUGGCGAGGUCGGCCGGGACUGGCGAUUUGCUUCUCUUUCUCAUGGCAGCCUCACCAGACCCACCGGCGUGGGGCACUGGCUUGGCAAGUUGGUGAUGAGCUGGCACCAGCUUUGGCAGGGCAGGCUGAGUGGUCGGAGCCUGGGGCCAUGCCGGAGUUCAUCUCAGCCACUCUGCUAGCCAUGGGCACCUCCCCAGUGAUGACCGAGGGCUGGUAACUGGUGCGACGGGACUACCCAGUGGCUCCUGAGAGCCGGCACUUUCCCGGAGGCAUUGGCUGAAGCUGUGCCAUGCCAGCAAUGAAGUUCGGCGUGGCAGAUUAUACCAUUUUUGUGCUGCUGUUGGUCUUCUCGGCAGGAAUUGGGUUGUUCUACGCCCUGAGUGGCGGGAAGCAGCGAACGGUUCAGGAGUUUCUGCUAGCCAAUCGCAGCAUGAGCUUCUUGCCUGUGGCCCUCUCCUUGCUUGCCACCUUCCAGUCUGCCGUGGCCAUCUUGGGCGUCCCCUCCGAGAUCUAUCGCUUUGGGACGGAGUACUGGUUCCUCGGCUGCUCCUACCUCCUGGGGCUGCUCAUCCCGGCUCAUGUCUUCAUCCCAGUCUUCUACCGCUUGCACCUAACCAGCACCUAUGAGUACCUGGAGCUGCGUUUCAACAAGGUAGUGAGGAUCUGUGGAACCAUCACCUUCAUCUUCCAGAUGGUAGUGUACAUGGGGGUCGUCCUCUACACCCCAGCCCUGGCUCUCAAUGCAGUGACAAACUUUGACCUCUGGGCCUCCAUUCUGACCAUUGGCCUCGUCUGCACCCUCUACACCUCCCUGGGUGGUCUCAAAGCCGUGAUCUGGACCGACGUGUUCCAGACAUUUGUCAUGUUCGCAGGGCAGGUGGCUGUGAUCGUGGUGGGCACUGUCAAGGUUGGCGGCAUGGGGCGUGUCUGGCAGCUGGCUGCUGAACAGGGCAAGGUGUCAGGCAUUGACCUGAAUCCUGACCCGUAUGAACGGCACACCUUUUGGACUCUGGCCUUUGGGGGUGUCUUCAUGAUGCUGUCUCUCUAUGGGGUGAACCAGGCUCAAGUCCAGCGUUACCUGAGCUCCCGCUCGGAGCGGCAGGCUGUGCUAUCUUGCUACGCUGUUUUCCCCUGCCAGCAGUUGGUGCUGUGCCUCAGUUGCCUCACCGGCCUGGUCAUGUUCGCCUACUACCAGGAGCAUCAGCCAACGCAGGAGCAGAGCAGUGCUGAAUCGGAUCAGAUGGUCCUCCACUUCGUGAUGGACGUGCUCCAGGAAGUGCCGGGCCUGCCGGGCCUCUUUGUGGCUUGCCUCUUCAGCGGCUCCCUGAGCACCAUCUCCUCAGCCUUCAACUCACUGGCAACGGUGACCAUGGAGGAUCUGAUUCGCCCUCACGUGGCCAGCAUCCCUGAGGGACGGGCCACACUCUACUCCAAACUGUUAGCUCUGGGGUAUGGACUCCUCUGCCUGGGCAUGGCGUACAUCUCCUCCAUGAUGGGUCCGGUCCUGCAGGCUGCCAUCAGUAUCUUCGGCAUGGUGGGGGGCCCGCUGCUGGGACUCUUCUGCCUGGGCAUGUUCUUCCCCUGUGCCAACGCUGUGGGUGCCGUCGCUGGGCUGGCUGCUGGGCUGGCCAUGGCGUUUUGGGUGGGCAUUGGGAGCAUGCUUGUCAACCUGCAGGCCACGUCCCCUGGGACCAUCCUUGCCCCCCUUGAUGGGAACCUGACUACCACUGUCAUGACGACGCUGCUGACCUCAUCAACGACCCCACAGAGGCUCACUGGGCUGCGUAAGUUCUACAACCUGUCAUACUUGUGGUACAGCGCACACAACUCCACCACCGUCAUUGUUGUGGGACUGCUGGUCAGUCUUCUCACUGGCCCCAUGCGUGGGGAGGAUGUGGACCCCCGUACCAUCUUCCCAGUAUUGCCACGCUUGCUUUGCUGUUUGCCCGCAAGGUACCACGACAGGCUGCGCUGUGGCGUCUGCAAACCUGAAGAGGAUGGAAGCUGCUCAGAUCCAGCCCCUCUGGCUGUGGAGAAGACCAGCAACGGCCUGCUGAAUGGACUGCCUGAGGGCCUGCUCCCCAGGGGUGACGCUGAGGGAGUGGAGCUGGCUGAGGGAGUUGUCCGGCCAGAUGGAGCUCAUGCCUACAUCUUGCGGGAGACGGCCCUCUGAGCCGGAGGGAGCCACAGGCUGACCGUGGGCAUCUGCCGGGGACUGCUUUCCGCUGCUCCAAGAGAGGAGCCCCAGGCGAGGAGGGUCCCAGCACAAAGAGCACUCCCGGCCCCUUCUCCAAGCCAUCUUGGCUCAUCAUGCACUGGGUCCCAGAUGAGCCCCUCCCAGGCAGCCAGACCUUGCAGGGGGGUCAGGUCAGACCACACCCCCUGGCAACGCAGGGUCCCCUUCUAGGGUCCAACCUGCUGCUCGUGCCAUACUGUGAAUGUGCCAAUCUAAGCACAGUAGGUGGCUGGCUGCCCGCCCUAACCCCAGCCCUGCCAUGAAGCACAGCUGGGCAUGGCAAAAGCCCCAUGACCCCCUCCUCUCACCCCAUUCACCCUCGCAGCUCAGAUCUCGGCAGCCCACCUUUCUCUGGUUCUUGUGGGCUCACCAAAGAAGCCACGUGGCCCAGAGAGCCUGCUGUGGGGGUAAACCGGGGGGGCUACAAUGUCAUUCCACUCCUCCUCCCGUUCCCCCUCAGACCAGAGGGAGGCGCUACACGGAGGAGAGCCAGACACACCCCAUUCCAAAGUCCUGCACUCCAGGCAGGGUGCUUUGGGGGCACAAUCAUUCCUCCAUCCCAGGCGGCUCCCAUCACCCCAUCUGCAGGCUCCUCUCUCCCCUGCAGGGCCUUGUCUGGGCAACACAUGGCCCCUUUCCCCUCCUCCGUUCUGUUUUUUGUACUCUGUAUUGUGUGUCUAUGAGAAGUUGUCUAUUUUCCUGGUCCUUGUUACUUGUCUUUCUGAUGCUCGGCAAUGAUUUUUGCUGCUGUUAAUAAAAAUGUUUAUUGUU
Rhineura floridana is the source of this 3145-nucleotide messenger RNA. It is a transcript of the gene SLC5A6, whose product is annotated as solute carrier family 5 member 6. Gene Ontology annotation, biological process: pantothenate transmembrane transport; biotin transport; sodium ion transport. Gene Ontology annotation, molecular function: sodium-dependent multivitamin transmembrane transporter activity. Lineage: Eukaryota; Metazoa; Chordata; Lepidosauria; Squamata; Rhineuridae. The record is from RefSeq and is a predicted model, not a curated record. Bases 428 to 2311 code for a protein of 627 amino acids. The transcript has 16 exons. Gene Ontology annotation, cellular component: membrane.